Molecule: messenger RNA, 2523 nt
Organism: Vespa mandarinia (Asian giant hornet)
Lineage: Eukaryota; Metazoa; Arthropoda; Insecta; Hymenoptera; Vespidae
Gene: neo
Product: ZP and PAN domain-containing protein neyo
Biological process (GO): anatomical structure morphogenesis
Source: RefSeq, a predicted model, not a curated record
GUCAAAGGAAAUGAGAAUUCUGUAGGAUCCAUUUUAAAGAGUAGUUUAGAGAAUGAAGAUGGGGUCUUGGAAAAGAUUACGUAAUUGACAAUAAAAGAAGAAAGCUCGAAGAAGAAGAUAGAUCAUAUCCCGAUCAAAAUGACGAAUCGAAAACAGUGCUUUCAUCGACAAGUGCUCGGUUUGCUACUCCUUUUACAAGCAAGCAUUCGGUCCGGGCACGUGGUACACGUGGCCGAGGCAGUAGAAACUGCUCACGCGGCCGAUCCACCGCCCUCGGCAUCGGUACCCACUAGCGUCUCAGGGCCGGAUUACACCGGGCCGUCAGCCGGUGCCGACGAAUGCGAUCCAGAGAUGGUCGGCUUCGAGCUGAUUACCGGCUAUGUAUACACCGCGCCCACGAACAUGCUCGAGUCCAUACCGGGCACGUUGAUGCUCACCGACUGUCUCGAAACCUGUCAAGCGAACGAUUCUUGCCAGGCGGUCAACUACGAGACCGGUCUUUGCGUUCUAUUCAGCUCUAACGCCGACAGCAAUCCAGGUGCUCUAUCGCAAUCGCAAUUCCCAGUGUUCACGAUCUACGCUCAGAAGAGUUGUCUUGCUGUGAAGCCGUGCGAACGCGCUUGGUGCAUCGACAGAGUACAGGGCCAUCGUCUUCAGGGUCACGCGCGCAGGACUAUGAACGCGUCCUCGCGACAACAUUGUCUGGAACUCUGCCUAGGCGAAAGAGACUUCUUAUGUCGAUCCGCCAACUAUGCAAAUGCCACGAAAAGUUGCGAACUUUCGGACAUGGACCGAUUGACGGUAGCUGGUUCAAGCGCAUUUCAAACAGCAAAGGACUUCGAUUAUCUUGAAAAUCAUUGCGUCGAGGAGCCAGUAAAAUUGUGUGAAUUCAAGAAACUUAGCGGUCGUAUUCUCAAGACCGUCGAUUCGGUUUAUCAGGACGUUGGUACAUCUGAAGAGUGUCGCGAAUUGUGCUUGAAUUCGCCUUUCCGUUGCCAUUCUUAUGAUUACGGUGAUACCGGCGAUAUGGUUUGCCGCCUUAGUCAUCAUUCUAGAGCUACCCUUUCAGACAUUCAGGAACCCUAUUUGGAUGUGGCAGAAGCAUCGACAUACGAGCUGAGUUCGUGCUAUAAUGUUACAAUCGAUUGCCGAGCUGGAGAUAUGGUAACCAGAAUUCAAACUAGCAAACUCUUUUAUGGAAAAGUCUAUGCAAAGGGAUCGCCGAAUUCAUGCGUGCAGGAUGUGAAGGGAGCUCUUGAAUUCGAACUCCGAAUGGCUUACGACGAUCUCGAAUGCAACAUUAGACAGCAGGGACUUGGCCGAUAUCUGAAUGACGUUGUGAUUCAGCAUCACGACACGAUCGUGACAAGCUCUGACCUUGGCCUCGCAGUGACCUGCCAAUACGAUCUGACCAAUAAGACGGUUUCGAACGAAGUCGAUCUUGGCGUGCACGGUGACAUCACGCCAGCUUUAUCAGAAGAAGUGAUUGUCGAUUCUCCGAACGUAGCGAUGAAGAUCACCGAUCGCAGUGGGAACGAGGCGAUCCCUUCUGCCGAAGUCGGCGACCCGUUGGCUCUCAAAUUCGAGAUUCUCGAUCCCAACAGCCCCUACGAGAUUUUCGUCCGAGAACUCGUCGCUAUGGACGGCGUCGACUCCAGCGAAAUCGUUCUGAUCGAUUCAGACGGUUGUCCUACCGAUCACGUGAUCAUGGGACCUCUUUACAAAUCCGCAACCUCCGGAAAGAUACUUUUGUCGCACUUCGACGCGUUCAAGUUUCCCAGCUCGGAAGUGGUACAGUUCCGUGCAUUGGUGACACCCUGCAUGCCAAGUUGCGAACCGGUACAGUGCGAUCAGGAAGAGGCUACGGGCGAGCUAAGAUCAGUAAUCUCGUUCGGUCGACGUCGUCGUCGUCGUUCAACCUCGUCGUCGCAAAGCCGAGAGGAUCUACUGUUGGUACAAUCAAUCCAAAUUACAGACAAGUUUGGAUUCGAACGAGAAGGGAAACCAUCGAACGGCACGUCGGCUACGCGGGACACCGUCUUCGUCGAAAGUACCGAAGACAUUAAUGGCUCAUCGAUGGGAGUUUGCAUAAAUCUUGGUGAGGCAAUUGUGGCUGGUACGGUCUUCCUCGUUGCACAAAUUGCCAUAAUCGCAGUAUGGACCUUUACCUGGCAACGGCGUCGACAAAUGUUAAAACAUCAGGAAGCCCUCUCGGUAUCGGUAUCUGUGCCAGGCAUGCACUCGCCUGGUUCAGCUCGUACCGAUAGUCUCUGUAAGUUAUAUGACGCCGGUUACGCCGGACGUCGUUUCUGAAGUCGAAAGACUUACAUCGUCAUCUUUCAACCCUCUUCGAUCUACGCCCUUUCUCGCCUCUUAUCGCGUCUUGAUCAUUCGUAGUAAACUGUCCGAUAUUACCGUACGGCGAGUAAUUAACGAUGACGCACGAAGCGCGAGUCCCGACUUUUGUCACGACGAACGGACAAUUUUUAAUGCUUUUUUUAUCCCCCCCUCUCUAUUCUCCAG